Amaranthus tricolor (Joseph's coat) is the source of this 1032-nucleotide messenger RNA. RefSeq names its product ferritin-like catalase Nec2. The transcript has 3 exons. Bases 1 to 912 code for a protein of 303 amino acids. NCBI's taxonomy places the organism in Eukaryota, Viridiplantae, Streptophyta, Magnoliopsida, Caryophyllales, Amaranthaceae. The record is from RefSeq and is a predicted model, not a curated record.
AUGGCAUUGCCCUUGGCCUUCAAAUUCAUAGUGAUACCAUUCUUGCUCUUAAAUUGUGUAGAAAGCAUUGAUCAACACCCAAAAGAAGAAGGGAUUUGGGAAUGGGAAGAAGAUUUGUUAGAGUUUCCUUUGAAUUUGGAAUACCUUGAAGCUGAGUUCUUCUUGUUUGGUUCAACUGGUUUUGGUUUGGAUAAGUUUGCUCCUGGUCUUACCCAAAAUGGUUCCUCUCCUAUUGGGGCUAGAAAAGCACUUCUUGAUCCUAUCACUAAUGAUAUCAUUUAUCAAUUUGCCCUUCAAGAAAUUGGUCAUUUGAAGGCAAUCAAGAAAAUGGUAAAGGGAUUCCCAAGACCAAAAUUGGAUCUAAGCAGUUCCAAAUUUGGUGAAGCAAUGAACUCGGCAUUUGGAAGUCCACUAAUUCCCCCAUUUGACCCAUAUAUUAAUUCGAUAAAUUACCUGCUUGCUUCUUAUUUGAUUCCCUAUGUUGGCCUUACUGGUUACGUGGGUACUAGUCCCAAACUUAUGUCACGUGAUGCAAAAACGCUGGUAGCAGGACUUUUGGCAGUGGAAUCAGGCCAAGAUGCAGUGAUCCGAACAAUGCUUUACAAACGACGCUUUCAAAUGGUGUCACCUUACCAAAUAACAGUCCAAGAGUUCACCAACCGAAUUUCCGAGCUCCGUAACAAGCUCGGAAAGUCGGGUUUGAAAGACGAAGGUUUAUUUAUAGACCCAAGUGAAGGUGCAGAAGGCAAAGUUACGGGUAAUAUACUUGUUGGGGACAAGUACUCUAUGGGGUACCCUAGAACUCCUGAGGAGGUAUUAAGGAUUGUGUAUUCUACUGGUGAUGAACACAAGAUUGGUGGGUUUUACCCUAAUGGUGCUUAUGGAUCCAUUGCUCGCAAGUAUCUUGCAUAAACCAUCAACACAAUUCUCGUAUCAGACGGUCUUACUGCAUGAGACGCACCUUAUAUAUGGUGAAUAGUCUAAUAAUACAAAUUAUUAGUAUUUAGACUUCUUAUUUUGAAAUCAUCUUGC